Molecule: messenger RNA, 2789 nt
Organism: Suricata suricatta (meerkat)
Lineage: Eukaryota; Metazoa; Chordata; Mammalia; Carnivora; Herpestidae
Gene: ZNF212
Product: zinc finger protein 212
Exons: 5
Coding region: 101-1588 (495 amino acids)
Biological process (GO): negative regulation of transcription by RNA polymerase II
Molecular function (GO): DNA-binding transcription repressor activity, RNA polymerase II-specific
Source: RefSeq, a predicted model, not a curated record
UGGUGGCGGCUUCGAGGAGGGGCAGGGAGCGCCCAGGGGACCGGCACGCAGCCCGCGGGUUAUCAGGCGGGGCCCGGGUGUUGAGGGGCGACUGGCAGCCAUGGCGGAGUCGGAGCCUACUCGGCACAGGAGGAAACGCCGCUCCACACCUUUGGCCUCGUCCACAUUGCCCCCGCAAGAGUCCGAGAAAGGCUCCUAUCUGCAGACCACAGAGAUCUCACUCUGGACGGUGGUGGCCGCCCUUCAGGCCGUGGAGAGGAAGAUGGAGGCCCAGGCCGCGAGGAUACAGAGCCUGGAGGGGCGGACGGGGACGGCCGAGAAGAAGCUGGCCGACUGCGAGAAGACGGCCGUGGAGUUCGGGAACCAGCUGGAUGGCAAGUGGGCCGUGCUGGAGACCCUGCUGCAGGAGUACGGGCUGCUGCAGAGGCGCCUGGAGAACAUGGAGAACCUGCUGAGAAACCGAAACUUCUGGGUGCUGCGCCUGCCGCCCGAUGGCAAAGGGGAGGCCCCCAAGGUGCCCCGGCCACUGGAAAACGACGGAGGGUGUUUCUCCGAGCAGGAGUGGGAGACCCUGGAGGACUGGCAGAAGGAGCUCUACCGAAACGUGAUGAAGAGCAACUACGAGGCCCUGGUCUCUCUGAAGGUUCUUGGCCCGCCGGAAGAAGCAGCGGAGUUGGGCCCAGGGAUGCUGGGUGACUUGGAGGAUGAAGGCCCAGGUGGCGCCCACCCAGCAGGAGGGGUUAUGAUCAAGCAGGAGAUGCAGUACGCUCAGGAAGGCUCUGCGGAUCUUCCCGGAGAAUUCUCAGGCCUCGCCGAAGAGCACGCUUUCCUGAGCCCAGAGCAUGCUGAACUCUGGGGCGGUCAGGGUGGUUCUGUCUUCUUGGAUUCAGGCCCAGGGGACACUAGUCUGGAGGGCCCCAUCCAGGGCGGUAGAGACGCUGGUGGUGGCGGCGUUCUGGGCUGCCCCCCGGGGCAGGAGCCUGGUAGGCAGGGGCCGCUGGGUCAGGAGUGCGGCCCGGGCGGAAAGCUGAAAAGGGAUGCUUCUGGCCCCUAUGAGUGUUCCGAGUGUCAGAUCAGCUUCCGCUACAAGCAGCAGCUGGCCGCGCAUCUGCACACCCACUCGGAGCCGGGUACGGCCUCGGAGCCGGAGGAGAGCCUUCGACCCCGGCCCCGGCUUCAGCCCCAGUCCAAGAGGGCCCGGCUGCACCAGUGUGACGUGUGCCUGCGGAGCUUCAGCUGCAGGGUGAGCCUGGUGAUCCACCAGCGCUGCCACCUGCAGGACGCGCCCGGGGCCGGCCACUCCGUCCAGGAGAGGUUCUCGCCCAACAGCCUGGUGGCCCUGCCUGGCCACAUCCCCUGGAGGAAGAGCCGGAGUUCCCUCCUCUGCGGCUACUGCGGCAAGAGCUUCAGCCACCCGUCCGACCUGGUGCGGCACCAGCGCAUCCACACGGGCGAGCGGCCCUACAGCUGCUCAGAGUGUGAGAAGAGCUUCGUCCAGAAGCAGCACCUCCUGCAGCACCAGAAGAUCCACCAGCGGGAGCGGGGCGGGCUGGCCCUGGCGCCCGGGAGGCCCAACGGCCUGCUCUAAGGGCGCCGGCCCCUCGUCCGGCCGGGGGGCGGAGGGGCUGGCAUGGGUCCCCCCGAAGAGACACUGUGCAGAGUCAGGGACGCACUUCUUCCCGAGGGGAGUGGCGCUGAUUUGCCUUCCCUUGGCCAGGCUGAGCCCGGACCCUGUUGUGAAACGUGUGGAAGAGGAGGAGCCGGGCCGCGCCUCCCCCUCCGCCUCGCCCCUGCGGGGCGGCUCUGGGUUUCUCAUCCGGGCUGACACUCGUGGCUGGGGUUGGCUCUCCGAGCCUGCAGGGGCCGGUGGCUGCUGCCAGCGCCUGUCCCAGCGUCUCAGGUCUUCCCAGGCGGUCGGGCGGGGUCAGCGGAGCGAGCAGGGGCGUGAGAGCGCUCUGGGAAGCAUAUAACCCUCUCUUUCCUCUUCUUUUCUAGUCUCUUUGUUAAUAACAAGUAGAGGAAAUAAUUUAAAUGACCGCUUACCCUGUUCUGAAGAAACUUUUUUGGGAAUUAGAUUUUAGUUGAUUUUAAAAAAUACAGUCUGACCUUGUUUUUGAAGUUUCCAGCAUUGUAGAGGUUGUUCCUGACAUGGGGACUGGGCCUGCCCUCUAGGAGGGAUUUGUUUAUGGGGCUCUCCUCGCCCACCCCCGCUUCGCUAGGCCAGAGGCCAGGGCGCAGAGUGCCGGGCCCCUCUCAUGGGGGUCCUUGGCAGUCUCACUAGGGGCCAGCUGAAUGCAGAGGAGGAGCGGGGCGGGGCGGGGGCAGACCCCAGAGCCCCUGCCGAGAACACAGAGUCCCUAAUGGAGCCAAGAGCAUCCUGUUGCUCGGAAUCCCGGUUUCUCACCGGAACCUUCUCCCUCUUCCCACCCGGCCCUUGCUGGGGCCUGCAGCCGCCCUGGGUAGGAGACUGCUUUCGUGACUUACGGUUGUCUGCCUCGUCCCUGUGGGUGUUGGAGUUUGUUCUUACUGCACCAGUUGUUUCUUGAGACUGUGUCGAUGACACAUUUUCCAAAUUAGUCUGGGAUCGACUGUUCAGAGAUGGUGGGGAAAAAGCACAGCGAUGCGUAUUUCUCGAGAGUGUUGAAUGCUUGCCUCACUGUUGUUUGGGGAGAUGGGAGUGGGCUUCUGGGUCCUAUAUGAGUGUUCCCUUUGAUGAUUUGCAGUUGCCUAGAAUAAAACUUGCUACUAGCAAAAAAAUAAAAAAAUGCUCUUGUUGGAUAUUUUUCACA